CUCCGCCCACUGCAUUUUACAAGUUUCGUUUCUCUCUAACUGCCACGCUUCGCUGUAUUGCUAAGCUGAUCAGAUGGGGUCUUCACUUGAUAAACCGGCUGGCCGUCCAGGUAUUUGUCCAUUAUGUCAUCACGAGUGUCGGAAUCAGAUCACACUAGGAUGCAGGCACCGCUUUUGUCAGGGCUGCAUUGGAGAACUGUGGAGCGGCUCCUCUACGGGUCCUUAUUAUUGCCCCGAAUGCAAAUACGAAUGCCUGGAGCCUCCAGACUUCAGAGACCCCUAUGAAGCCUCCUCGUCUGCAGCAGUGCACAGAAACUUAACUCUUGGGAAAAGACUCUCUGAACGCUACUCCCCCAAAAAUGUGCUUGGGAAAAGGAAGUUUAGUUCAACUACCUUUAGGAGGUCCAGUGAAGGCUACAGACUUGGCACAGGCCCAUCCAACAGCAGCCCAGUCUCUGUCAGUGAUUCUUCUGAUCCUGAUACGCCACCAAAAAAGAAAAAGGCCACAGGAAUGCCUUUAUCAGAAGACCAAGGAAUGUCUCCCUUGUAUGACACAUCCUCAACAGAAGCUACAUCCCCAGUAAAUAGCACACCAUCUAAAAAGAACAUGGCAUCAACCAGUAAACCAUCACUGGAGAAUCCUAUGAGAGAAGAGGAUCUGGAAGAGCCAUCCUGUAGUGGAAUAGAGACGUCCCAACGAAAACCAGCAUCUCCAGCAAGUACUCGUCCCCACCAGUGCUCUCAACAAGCCAAAACUUCCUCAGGCAGUCCUGGGCAACCGUCACGAAACGUUCCAGCUCACAAUGACACAUCUCCAGUAUCUGGUAAGGAGGGGCCUUCCAAUGAGAGCUCAGUGCAUUGCCACUACUGCUCCAGUCGAGAGCAGAGGUCAGCUGUGAAGACCUGUCUGGUAUGCGGGGCAUCUAUGUGCCCAGAGCAUCUGCAAAGCCAUUUGGAAUCACCUGUUUUCCAGAGCCACCCACUUGUGCCUGCUGUGGAAGAUGUGUCACUUUGGAGGUGCCAAGAGCACCAGGAGAUGAACCGCAUCUACUGCCGUCCUUGUGGGAUGUGCGUAUGUACUGUAUGCACUGUAAUAGGCUCGCAUAAGGACCAUGCCUGCAUCAGCAUCAGAGAGGCUGAGAAAGAGCUUAGGGGCACUCUGAAUAGCGAAAUGAAGAAGAUACAGACAAAAGAAACCGCUGUCUUGAAAAGAGUAAAUGAGCUCACAGAGAUCAAGAGCAAUAUUCAGGAGGUGGUAGAGGGCACACGGGCCUUUGUUGUACAGCAGUAUCAUGCCAUGCGGGAGGCCCUGGAAAUGGAGGAACAGCAGGCCCUGAGCUGUGUAGCCCAGGAGGAGAACAGAGUACUGGGAAGCAUUGAAGAACAAAUUGAAACACUGAAUCAGGGACUGAGAACUAUCCAGAGCGCUUUCAGUUCACUGCAUACAUUAGCAGAUGCACAAGGAUCAUCCCGACCUCAGGACCAGGCCUUCAUCAUGGAGUAUAGAAAGAUCGCCAAAGGUUUUAAUAGACUAUCAGACCCUAUGGAGAACCUGGAGCCAGUCGAGGAAGUUAAUCAAGGCAGACUGGACUGCCUGCAAGGCUGGACAGAGAGAAGACUUGAGAUUGUAAUAAUAUCAGUGCCCCACCGGGACCCGUUCAGACUGUUGUGUGGUGUAAAUCUGACUUUGGAUCCUGACACUGCUCAUCCAAAGCUGCUCCUUUCUGCUGAGAACAGAGAUGUGGAGUACAGUGAGAUCCAGCAGGCCUACCCAGAGAAUGACUCUCGCUUCACUGUCUUCCCCCAAGUAUUGGGCUCUAAGGCAUUGUGCCAGGGCCGCCAUUAUUGGGAGGUGGAGGUGUCUUUGGAUGAAGGCCGCUGGAAGGUGGGUGUCAGUGACGGGCAGAUAGUCAGAAAGGGACAGAAAGAUAGCUGCCGCAUUGGCUUCUACCCAAACUCCUGGUGCCUGGUGUAUGAGAAGGGCAAAGUGGAAGCACUGCAUGAUAAGAUGACCUCAGCUGUGUGUGUCACUGGACUCCAGAAGGUGGGGAUACUCUUGGAUUUUGAGGAGGGUUGCUUGACAUUCUACAGUGUGGCUGAAGAGGGCACUCUUACCUUGCUCUACAGUUUCCAGCAUACAUUCUCUGAGCCGCUUUACCCUGCUCUUGCUGUCUCAAAAACACGGCUCUCUAUUUGUGACCUGUUUGCUAGACCUGCUACAGAGUAGUGUGCUGCUUAUAAAUAGCAAUGUUUCAUUGCAGUAUAAUGUUCUGGAAAACACUGUCUUUUCUAGUAGUGUUCUGUAGAAUUUGUCUCUUGCAGUCAUAGUAAAUUGUAUUUUUAUACAUUGAUAUUUUUUAUCAUGUGUAUAUGAUAUGUCAUAUCAUACAUAAACAUAGAACAGUAUCUACUGAGAUUUGAUAAUGUCCAUACCACAGUGUUUUCCAGUCCUUAUGAUUCUUCUUAUGUAGUGAGCCAAUACUUCUUGACAUUCCAUUUAUAACAUAGUAAUUACUGAAAUGACUGCAAAAACAAACCACUGUUAUCAAUAUUCUUUGUACUGAUCACAAUAAAUGAGAUAAUGUACUGCAUUCCCAUACUAACACAAAAUUUGUACAUUUUUGCACUUUUCAGAAAUUACUGCUUUUUGUAUUUUAGUGUCAAAUAAAAUUGACUAUGCUUUUUGUUUGCAGAGAGCAGAGUAUCCUUGAUUUAAAGAGCUUUUAUAAUUAUGAUACAGGGCUGUAGCUGUUCUAAUCAGACUGUAAAUGUCCACAUUAGCUAUGGUAGAAUAUUUGCCUUUUGCUCAAAACUGAUUUGCACUUGUCAGUAUGAGAUCAUCUUGUAUCGACUCUAGUGCACCUGGUCCCUCUGGCACUCUUGCUGUACAACAGAGAGAAUGCUAAGGUGUUUCAUACUACAGACCAAGAUCCCUGUCCAUCAAAAAAUAGCCCCAAUCUUUGUACUGUCCUUGCUAGUAGAAAUUCAUCCAUCAAUAAUUUCUGGUUUAAAAAAAAAAACAAAAAAAACAACCAACUGGAAUCUGGGAUUUAUCUGGUUUAAAAUAAAAUAUCAAAGUUUGAAAUGAGGUGUGAGCAACAGCAAACCAGUCCAGGAGCUGAACCAACACAAAAGCACAAAAUUACAACAAAAAGAGAAGUAGGAACUGUAAAUAAUUAAGGAAGGAUUUUCCUCACAAAUAUGCAAGUAUAAAUAAAGAUUACUUCUAAAGAUAGCCAGAGAGGAGAGGGCAAACCAUGAAUGUCUGGUAACUGCCCCCUCUCUGGGCAUGAGUAUGAAAAUGACCGGUGGUGUGAUCUGUUUAGAACAAAUACCUGUUGAAUAUUGGAGCUGUUGAUGAAUUAAAUUCAUCAAAUAUUUUGAAUCUUCUGCAGUGCCAGAUGUAGGUAAUUUAAGAUCUAUUCUUCAGACAUUUCUGUUCUCUGCAAAUUGUGUCUAAUAUUUAAUUCUCUCUAGAUGAAAGAGAAAAAGCUGUUCAUAUUACUGAUGUUUAUUUUACUAAGCAUACUUUGUUCAGCUAGUGCUUGCAUUCCAGAGAGGCCCAUUGGAGUGUUAAUCGUUUCAUUAAUAAAUAGGUUUAUUAAAUGUAUUAAAUAAGAAUUGCUGCUAAUGGACCCUUGAUCAAGGCACUUAACCCUCUGCUCCAGGGGAGCUGUAUCAUGGUUGACCCUAUGCUCUGACACUGGCUUUCUAAGCUUGGAUAUAUGAAGAAAGGUGCAGUAAGCAUUACAGUAUCCGUGACACACUUUUAUUUCUUUUAUUUAAUUUGUUCUUAUACAAUAAAGAUAAACCAUUCUGUU
This is a messenger RNA of Pygocentrus nattereri (red-bellied piranha), 3821 nucleotides long. RefSeq names its product E3 ubiquitin/ISG15 ligase TRIM25. NCBI's taxonomy places the organism in Eukaryota, Metazoa, Chordata, Actinopteri, Characiformes, Serrasalmidae. The record is from RefSeq and is a predicted model, not a curated record. The coding region runs from base 74 to 2227 and encodes 717 amino acids. The transcript has 7 exons. Gene Ontology annotation, molecular function: zinc ion binding; protein binding.